AUAUCGGGUCCUCGUUUGCCAAGGUGUGCCAAUCCGUUCAACUAACCGUGUCUCUGUUAAGUCGAAUCAUGUCUUCUAGACCAUCUCCCGUUUACGCCAGUCCCUCUCCUACUUAUGAGUCAUAUACCCCUUCCUCUUCUUCAUCCUCUUCCAUCUACGGCGGCACAUCCUCAUACCCACCACCGCGCAAGGUAUGGGUAGACCCCAAGAACUUGGCCAACUGUGGGGAUGCAUCUCAGAUACAGGGCAAUGUAUCCCCCUACGUUAAGCAACUCAUCCUCAACACGUUCAUUGCAUACGGGGCUGGUGACGAGCACUGUUUUGGUCAUUCCGUUGCCAAGGCAGUGAAGUUCAUCGACAUCAGUGCCCACGAAAGCCACGAAAAACAAGGUCGUAUGGAGGCAACGACUAUUGCAGAGAUUAUUGUUUCAAAAAGCAUGCUGAAUGGCGCGGGAAUGCUCCAUGGAGGUUGUCUGGCGUUUUUGAUCGACAACUGCUGUAGCACUCCAUUGGUGGCUCUGGGACUGAUACAAAACAUUAAUGGAGUGGGAGUCACUCAGUCGAUGAACAUCAUCUUCCACUCCCCUGGAUCAGUUGGGUCGUGUUUGCGUAUCAUCAGCACUUCAAUCGCUAUGGGCGGCCGCAUUAUGAGCGCUCGAUGCGAGGUCAUUAACAAAAAAACAGGCAGUGUAGUCGCUUCAGCAUAUCUCAACAAAAUGCAACCCGCCAUUUCAAAACUCUGAUAGUUUUAUCUCUUUUCUGUUAUCGACUCCUGACAGACACUGUAUCGAAAGCAAUCUCUCCUCGCAUGUACCAAACUAAGUAUAAUCAAUAGGCUUGUAUGAUCACAGAUACUGUAUCCAUUGGGGUUUUAUGGCGGUACAUACUUAGACAAUCUAGAUGUGUUAUUUCUGACUAGAAUGAUGAUUUUAUGGCUCUAGAUAAUUUCUUAA
This is a messenger RNA of Suillus plorans, 953 nucleotides long. RefSeq names its product HotDog domain-containing protein. Bases 69 to 743 code for a protein of 224 amino acids. NCBI's taxonomy places the organism in Eukaryota, Fungi, Basidiomycota, Agaricomycetes, Boletales, Suillaceae. Gene Ontology annotation, molecular function: fatty acyl-CoA hydrolase activity. The record is from RefSeq and is a predicted model, not a curated record. The transcript is spliced from 5 exons.